UAUCAGAAAUAUAUACUGCAUAUCACUAUUGUUACUACGGUGUAGGUUUUUUUGAAUUAUCACUAUUUACGAAAUAAACGUAAAUCGUAAAAUAUCAGAAAUAUCUACUGUGUAGCAUAGAGUAAUAUAAAGAGGGCCUUACAUAUCUCAGCUGCAGAAGAAAGUGAAGCGCAAAAGGUAUAUGAUUGCCAGUUUAAGUGGAUAGUACACAAAAAGUAUUGUACAAUAUAUGGUAAAACGAUUCACCUGUAAUGCCGUUAUCUUUUGUACAUUUGUUAUCUCGUGUGUUGUUUCCCUCUAAUAUGCCAUGAGUUCUUAACUUCAUUAUUUUUGUUUACUGUUUAGUAUCUUUUUUCUAUGGUUUAGACUUUAGACGGUGCUAUACACUUAUACCCAUGCCGUAUGAUCGUUCAGUAAUUCAGUAUUACUCAAUACUCUUUACUUUCGUUAUUGCUUUUAUUUUGCAACUUGCUUUUACUGUUUUAUUUAUUUUUGCUGGUAAUUAAAAAUGCCUAGUUGUCUAGUUUGUGGAACAACGAACAAUGCCAAAGCUAAAUCGGCUAAUAUAACUUUUCAUAGGUAUGUUAUCUUGUGAAAUGAAAUCUUUAUUUUCAAUUUUUUUUUUUAGAAGUGAUUAUGAUAGACUUUUACUUUGACUAUUUAUUACAGAUUUUCGCUUAAAGACACUUACAAGAAUAAAUGGUACAAUUUUUUGGGAGAAAAUGGCAUACUACCUGAUAAAGUAUCAAAGACAAGUUUAGUUUGUUCAGCACAUUUUGACGAUUCAUUUUUUGUAAUGGAAAAGGAACAUGCUAUUCCAACUAAAAUUAUCAACAGAAUAAAAUGUGCUAAACAACAAUACUCAGAAACUGUAACCAACUUGCCUGUAAUUAAAACUUUUUUUACUAGUUCUGCUAGCGAUUCAGUUGACAAUAUUGCUUCUUUAAAUGUUACCAGAACUUUAGUAAAGUGUCCUUUGAGCAAUAUAGAGGUAGACGGAGUAUCUUUGUUGGAACCAGUUCAAUCAAGUUCUAGUGAAGAAGAAGGAGUACUACCAUUAGACAAUUCUUCUGUAUCAAUGAUGAUUUGUGAAACAAUCACACCCAAUAAAAAUAUCUCUGUAAUAUUAAAAAUUAUAAUACAAUUGUACAUACAUUAAUCAUAA
Acyrthosiphon pisum (pea aphid) is the source of this 1165-nucleotide messenger RNA. RefSeq lists its product as uncharacterized. The coding region runs from base 797 to 1159 and encodes 120 amino acids. The transcript has 3 exons. The record is from RefSeq and is a predicted model, not a curated record. NCBI's taxonomy places the organism in Eukaryota, Metazoa, Arthropoda, Insecta, Hemiptera, Aphididae.